UCCAGAGCCGUUUCGGCUCCAGCUAGUUCUCUCGUUGCCCGAGCUGCGCGGCGCGGGGCCGUUUUCGGAGCGCGCGGACAGGAGGGCCGAACAUGCCUUCCAGAUCCCAGUCCGUGCUCCUCCCUCUGGGACUCGUGGCGGCGUGCCUGUACGCGGGCCGGGUCUUCGUGGCCCCGCGCGCGCCCAGCCUGCGGCCUCAGGCCGGCAAGGCGCUCGUGGCGCUGCAGGGCGCCGCCAACAGCGUGCCGACCGGCCUCGUGUACCCCUCCCCCGAGGAGGCGGCCAAGACCCGCGAGGUGGACGGCAUCACGCUGUAUUCCACCCACGCCUGGACCGACGACAUGGUGCCCAUCCUCGAGGCCGAGAGCAAGCCCGAGCAGGCGCCGGUGAUGAUCGGCGUGGCCGCCGACUCCGGCUGCGGCAAGUCCACUUUCCUCAGGCGCGUGCUGGGCGCUUUGGGCACCGAGGUCAAGCCCGGGCACACGGCCAUCGGCGACAUGCUGACGGUCAUCUGCCUGGACGACUACCACAUCAACGACCGCGCCGGCCGCAAGGCGACCUCUCUGAGCGCGCUGGACGCCCGCGAGAACGACUUCGCGCUGAUGGGAGCGCAGAUCGAGGCCCUGAAGCAGGGCAAGGCCAUCUACAAGCCGAUCUACAACCACGACACCGGCAACAAGGACCCCCCCGAGCUGAUCCAGCCGAACAAGGUCUUCGUCGUGGAGGGCCUCCACCCGAUCUACGACGAGAAGGCGCGUGCCAACCUCGACAUGGCACUCUACAUCGACAUCGUCAACGACGUCAAGUUCGCCUGGAAGAUCCAGCGCGACGUGGCCGAGCGCGGCUGGACCGAGGACCAGGUCAGGGAGGAUAUCGAGAAGAGGCUGCCCGACUUCGCGGAGUACGUGGACCCGCAGAAGAAGGACGCCGACGUCGUCCUGCGCUACGAGCCCUCCGACCAGGGCCUGCCUUACCUCAAGGUCAAGCUCAUCCAGAAGAAGGGCGGCGCUUUCCCAGCGAUCUCCCUGAAGAAGGAGAUGACCCUCACUGGGAGCAAGCCGGGCGCCACCCUGAAGCAGUACGACGACGACUGGUACGGCAGCCCAGUGAGCGUAGUCGAGAUGGACGGAGAGAUCGACAUGGACAACAUGGCCGAGCAGGUGGCCGAGAUCGAGGCCAACCUCGAGGGCCUGAACGGCCGCAGUCCCAGCGAGCUCACGGACGCCAUGGUCAAGCUCAAGGACAGCCCCGGCUCUCAGAACGGCACCGGGCUCCUUCAGGCGAUCAUCGCCAUGAAGAUCCGCGAGGUCUACGACAAGCUCACCCAGUUGACCCCGGCAUGAGUCCUGAGACAUUCGUCUUUCUCAGUUUUCGUUGCGAGGCCAGCGCGCCGACAUCCAGGCCCGCCAUCCGGGGAUAGCGCUUGCAUUUAUCAAGCAUCCAGGUGCACAACAAAAGCGCAAGGGAAAGCA
Molecule: messenger RNA, 1472 nt
Organism: Prorocentrum cordatum
Lineage: Eukaryota; Dinophyceae; Prorocentrales; Prorocentraceae
Source: the annotation of a GenBank genome assembly